ACAGUGAUUAAUUAAGGACAUCAACAUAAGCCAUGGAGAAUCUUCUAGGCGGUUUUCGCAUUUUGCUGGUUCUCAUUUCAGCGCACGUUGCUAGCGCUGGUCAGUGCUGCAAUGCUUACUAUGACAUCACGUUCGAGUACCACGACGCCCAGUGGUGCAGCUCCUACUGCUGCGGUACCUCCACGUCCGGUGGGUUCCUUUCAACAUCCGUGGGGGUCCUCGAAUGUUGUGAUAACUUCCUGUUGGCAGCCAGUUCUGAAGACACCUCGUCGGUUUGUCCGGACUUUUUUCUUCAAAACACUUGGGCGCCCAUCCUGAUCGCGUUUGGCGGCCUUGGAUCCCUGAUCUGUAUUUGUGUAGUGGUAGCAUGCUGUUGUCAGGGUGGCACUCACAGAGGCGCUGUAGUCCAGCCUGCACAACCGCAGAUCGGUUUGAUAACGAUUGCUGGAAGUAGCAAUCCCCAACACUCACAAUGCCCAUAUGGAGUCCAGCAGUACCCUCCAGGCGCGUACCCACCCGGGAACCAGGCUCCCGGUUACCCGCCUGGAGCAGCCUACCCGCCACCCGAGUACGGAGCAGGGGCCCAAAGUGCAUUUCCGCCCAACCAGAGCGCUUGACAACCAUUGGAUGCAGGCGCAUCAUAAUAUGCUACGUGUAUUCAUAUAGAAUAUAUUAGCAAUAUUUGUCGUUCCUAUUCAGACUUAAAGUGCCAUAAUAUAUAUGCAUAAUUUCUGUGAGCGUUUCUUGCUGAAAAGUGUGAGCGUUUUAAAA
Molecule: messenger RNA, 771 nt
Organism: Mya arenaria
Lineage: Eukaryota; Metazoa; Mollusca; Bivalvia; Myida; Myidae
Exons: 4
Coding region: 33-617 (194 amino acids)
Source: RefSeq, a predicted model, not a curated record